AUGAACGACAUCGCGCUCCAGACCAAGAUCUGUGCCGAGACUUCGAAGUCGGGGUAUCAAAUAUACUGUAAUUCACCCCCGGCGGCGGCGGGGACCGGCGGCGGCCCCGACGGCGGGUCGCUGGCCGGGGGCGGCGAGGCUUUUGGGGACCGGUCCCUCAGCCAGGGCUUGAGCGUGGUGGUGGGGCUGGCGCUGUGCGUGACCAUGCUGGGGCUGGGCUGCGCCGUGGAGCUGGGGCAGCUGGGCCAGCAGCUGAGGCGCCCCGUGGGGCUGCUGCUAGCCCUGCUGGGGCAGUUCGUGGCCAUGCCGCUGCUGGCCUUCCUCCUCGCCCUCAUCUUCGCCCUGGACGAGGUGGCGGCCGUGGCCGUGCUGCUGUGCGGCUGCUGCCCCGGGGGCAACCUCUCCAACCUCAUGUCGGUGCUCGUCGACGGGGACAUGAACCUCAGCAUUAUCAUGACGGCCUCCUCCACGCUCCUGGCCCUCUUCCUGAUGCCCCUCUGCCUCUGGAUCUACAGCCGGCACUGGAUCGACACGGCGCUGGUGCGGCUGCUGCCCCUGGGGGCGGUGAGCCUGACGCUGGGCAGCACCCUCCUGCCCAUCGGCCUGGGGGUGCUCAUCCGGUACCGGCACCCCCGCGCCGCCGACCUCAUGGUUAAGAUUUCCCUCUGGUCACUCUUGGUGACCCUGGUGAUCCUGUUCAUCCUGACUGGGACCAUGCUGGGCCCGGAUCUGCUGGCACAUAUCCCCGCCUCCGUCUACGCCAUUGCGGUGCUGAUGCCUCUAGCGGGGUACGCCUUGGGAUACGGCUUAGCCACCCUCUUUAAAAUGCCCCCGCACUGCAGGAGAACAGUGUCUCUGGAAACAGGGUGCCAAAACGUCCAGCUCUGCACCGCCAUCCUCAAACUCACCUUCCCCCCGGAGCUCAUAGGGAGCAUGUACAUGUUCCCCUUGCUUUACGCGCUUUUUCAGUCGGCCGAAGCGGGACUCUUUGUGCUGGCGUACAAGAUGUACGGCAGAGACAGCUACAAACAAGACACGCUGGGGGAGGAGGAAGACACGGAUAUUUCCUACAAGAAACUGAAAGAAGAGGAGGUGGCCGACACAUCGUACGGCACGGUGACGGCGGAGGGGCACGGCUCCGUCCCGGCGGAGACGACGCAGACGGCGCUGUAAGCCAGACAGGGAGGUGACACCCAAGGACGGGUGAUGUGUGUUGUACUUGCCACCAGGCUGGGGCGAGCGGAGCUGCCCGGCCUCCAUCCUUCCUCCAGCCACUCCCAUUGUACAAGGUGAUGUGUGUUUAUUACCGUGACAGUUGUAUUUCCUCAAAAAUACAUUAAAAAAACCAAAAAAACAACCAAGGAAAAAAUAUCACUGCGACGCAGAUAACCGUACACCUUCACGCAAGGAGGCUGCUGUCCCAGGAAGGGGCAGGAGGAAGGAGAGGAGUGUUUUGCAGAGGUGUGGACGGACGGACGGACAGACAGACCACCUUGCACGCGCGUGACCUCCGUGCCUCCC
This is a messenger RNA of Calidris pugnax (ruff), 1521 nucleotides long. RefSeq names its product solute carrier family 10 member 4 (gene SLC10A4). The transcript is spliced from 4 exons. Gene Ontology annotation, molecular function: bile acid:sodium symporter activity. Gene Ontology annotation, cellular component: membrane. Gene Ontology annotation, biological process: bile acid and bile salt transport. The coding region runs from base 1 to 1173 and encodes 390 amino acids. The record is from RefSeq and is a predicted model, not a curated record. NCBI's taxonomy places the organism in Eukaryota, Metazoa, Chordata, Aves, Charadriiformes, Scolopacidae.